AUGGACCACGUGGCCGAUGAUGAGGGUCGAGUACUCGCUCACAGAGUUGACGAGUUGAGACAACAGCUCCAGGAAGCCGAAGCCGCUCUAGACCUGCAUCGAAGGCAGGUAGAGGUUGAUCGUCAGAUCGCUUUGGAUCGCGCUGUAGCCUUAGCGCUGCAAGAGGAAGAGGGCGAGCAACUAGGGAUCUGGGACCAGGAGGACGAAGGAUACGACCCCGCCAGUCAUGUACCUGAGGCUCGCGAGAACACUGAUGAGCGGACAUGCACUAGCUGCCUGGACGACUUCAACUACCACGACACCUACCGCUCUGCCUGCGGCCACGACUGGUGUCAAACCUGUGUCGUCAAUCGCUUCGAGCUGGCCGCCAAGAGGACGCAGCUGUUCCCUGCGGAAUGCUGUCACCAGCCAAUCCUGCCCGACAAUGAUACGUUCAUUGCCCCCGAGCUCUGGGAGCGUUACUUGGAGAAGAAGGCCGAGAUCGAUACGCCUAACCCAACGUUCUGCUCUAAGCUCGACUGCAGCAAGUUUGUCCCACUCCAGAGCAUCAAGGAGGGACAGGCGGAGUGCACCUGUGGUCGCGUCACUUGCGUGGAUUGCAUGGCUGAGUGGCACACUGGCGAGUGCGUUGUGGACCCUACGAUGGAGCAGAUUCUCCGGAUGUCUGAAGAGGAGAAGUGGCAGCGAUGCUUUCGUUGCAGGAACAUGGUCGACAGAAUUGAUGGUUGUAAUGAAAUGAAUUGCAGCAUGUGCGGUGUCAAAUUCUGCUACGCAUGUGGCAAGGAGUGGAAGACAUGUCCCUGCCCUCAGUUCGGGACCCUUGAACCUGAGGUCAUUGACGAUCAGAACGAUGACGGCCGCCAAAUUGAACGGCCUGACUGGGGUCCCGAGCCUGACGAGAUUGUUGAGCCUGACGAGAUUGUCGAGGCUGAUGAGUCUGUUGAGCCUGAUGGGCUUGCCUUUCCCGUUCAGGCUGAAGUGAAUCCACACGCGUUGUUGCCGGAUUUACGCAGGCUUUUGGCGACAGGGCGGCGGGUACAAGCGAGAGAGCACAUGAGACUUCGGGGACCAUGGAGGACAACCGACCCUGACAGCCACGCGCACAACUGGCGACGAGUCCGGGGCGGUCAAGAUUGCCAGAGCUGCAACACCUUCAUGUCGAACUUCCUGUUCGAAUGUGUUGACUACUUUUCGUACUCCGUAGCCAUAACGGCUGGUGGCCUUGUUUUCAGACCUGAUAAUCGCUCUCCUGAUAAGAACAUGCCCAAGAAGAUCGUCAAACUCUUUUCCAUCACGGAUAUCUGUCUCGACCACUUGGAUCUGGCGACGCGCAGUCUCGUCAUCAAGAUACUGAGGCAGGAUGUCGAAGAGGCUAUGGCAGAGAUGAAGGGAAAACCAGGCCAGAUCGAUUAUGAUUCCAAGACGGCGAUUGAAGUCUACCUGGCGGACCUCGAAGCCCAGACUACUUUCCUCUCGGACAAAGUCAUGGCACAGAGUAUCGUUCAAGCCGUGCACCACGACGAAAGCAUCAUCGCAGCGGCACUGGCUGAGGAGAAACAAGCCGACAGCGAUCGACAGGCAGCCUUGCAACUCCACCAUCAUGGCCGCCUCCCAGAACAUCCCCAGCGCCCAGAAUCCGACACGAAUGCUAAGAUCAAUGACGAGCUUCGCGUUAAACUCGAGGCUCGGUACAAUUUACCUCCUUUUGACGACGAUGACGACGAUAUCUACUCCCCAGACGGUCCCAGCCUGAGCCUAUCUCUACGACCAAAGAAGGUUCGGCCAUGCCUGAUUUGCACUGAAAGCUUCCCUUUCCAUGAUCUUGCACGACUCCCUUGCUCCCACGAGUACUGUCGCGGAUGCAUCCAACAGCUUUUCACAAGCUCCCUCACCGACGAGACAUUGUUUCCCGCCCGUUGCUGUAGCCAGCGCAUCCCCGAGACGAAAACCCAGAUUCAAAUCUUCCUCGGUGGGCAGCUCGUCGGCAAAUACCUGGCAAGGAAGCUUGAGAUGGAAACACCAAACAGAACGUACUGCCACCGGCCCAACUGCUCCACCUUCAUUCCUCCCCAGGGAAUUAAGAACGACAUCGCAACCUGCCCAAAUUGCCAGAACAAGACAUGUUGCAUUUGCAAGGCUGCCGUCCACAAGGGGACAGACUGUCCCAAAGACGAGGCAGCCCAGCAGCUUUUGGCUUUGGCGAAGAAACAAGGCUGGCAGCAAUGCUUCGCUUGCAACAAAAUCGUGGAGCUCACGAAAGGUUGCAACCACAUGAUCCGGAAAGCCAGGGGACAGCCAGGAGCGUGCAAAUGCCAGCUCUUCGACGAAGAGACGCUCGCCCGUCAGGCCGAGCAAGAAGCUGCCCGUGACCCAAGAUUCCACCAGCAGUCCCAGGCAAGACAGCGACAGAUUGUGCAGCAGCGGAGGAGCCACAUCGUCCGGAACCACGCCUGCCAGCACCUCAGUUGGCAAAAGAAGCGGGGAACGUUUAGGUGUGGAAACUGCGGCGACAACAUGCCGGAUUACAUCUUGGAGUGUACCCAGUGCGAUCUGGAGGCUUGCGUCCGGUGCAAGCGCAAUCGCCUGUAG
Diaporthe amygdali is the source of this 2589-nucleotide messenger RNA. RefSeq names its product IBR finger domain-containing protein. Gene Ontology annotation, cellular component: ubiquitin ligase complex; cytoplasm. Gene Ontology annotation, molecular function: ubiquitin conjugating enzyme binding; ubiquitin protein ligase activity; zinc ion binding. Gene Ontology annotation, biological process: positive regulation of proteasomal ubiquitin-dependent protein catabolic process; ubiquitin-dependent protein catabolic process; protein polyubiquitination. Lineage: Eukaryota; Fungi; Ascomycota; Sordariomycetes; Diaporthales; Diaporthaceae. The transcript is spliced from 5 exons. The record is from RefSeq and is a predicted model, not a curated record. The coding region runs from base 1 to 2589 and encodes 862 amino acids.